Molecule: messenger RNA, 3129 nt
Organism: Diprion similis
Lineage: Eukaryota; Metazoa; Arthropoda; Insecta; Hymenoptera; Diprionidae
Exons: 7
Coding region: 368-2974 (868 amino acids)
Source: RefSeq, a predicted model, not a curated record
GUGUAAGCAUGCCUGACACGAGGAGAAUGGAACUACACGCAUCGAUCGGCCUUGACACACCAAAUGUUGUCUACUGGCGAUCAGCUGGCCGUGCCAUUUGUUGCCAAACAAAUAGAAUUCGCCAAUCCCGGGUGAUGAAAAGGAAGAAAACAAGGGGGGGAACGCUAAAACAAAAUGAUACAAUGAUGAAAAGUUGCACAUCGCCACGCCAUUCGCAGCAACGAAGUAAUGUUAAACUUUCGCUGAAAUUGACAAGUAAAUUAAUAUCAAGAACAAGAACGAGAAACCUUACGAAAAAACUACCAAUGGCAUAAAGAAGCGACUCUACGCUACAUCGGCACAAACUUAAUAAAGAUAAAAAUUCAUCAUGGCUGACAAAGAGCAGAUUUAUCACGAUUGUGGAAACUCUGAAAGUACAGAAAAUCUCUCCAACGACGAUUGGACAAUACUUGGUGAAAAUUGUUCAAAGAAAGAUGAUUCCGAUGAAGACAGUAACAACGGAGCGUCAGUCAGCGACGCUCAGGAAGCUUUUGGGAGUAUAGAAGUGCUUUCAUCACUGGAUACUGAUGCUGUGGAUAAUGAGACGAGAAGCGAUGAUGACAAAGCAGCUGAAGAUUCUGACGGUAUAUCGGUAAUAACUGAUUGUGAUGGUGAUCAGUUAAUUGCAACAAAGAAGUUUGGAGAAAUCGAUGGUUUCCGAAAUCAUUUGUGCAGUACGAUAAGCAAAUUUGAAAAGACAGGAGAAAAGUCAAGUCCGCAGGUGGGAACGAUUUUGAACUUUGUAAUUGCCUGUUCGUUGGCAGCUAUCAUUGGGCUUGGUGCAGGCCGCAUCCUUAGUAUGGAUGAUGAGUGUCCUGUUACAAAUGCUAUCGAUUUUCAUACUAUAAAGGCAGAGAGUGACAUGUUGAUUAACAGAAUAAAAGAAUUGAACGAAGUUAAAAACGUUCUCGACGAGAUAAAAUCCACUAUUCCUCAAGUGAAACGAGCACAAGGAAAACUCUACAAGCGGGGAUCUAAAUCAAAAACGAAACGUUCUCAAGGACGUGAGAAACCUUUAAAAAUUUCAGACACUUACAUCUUCGAUCCAGAUACGACUAUCCUAGAACAAUUACAAACAUCACUGAACACAUUGUGCUCCGUUAUUGACGAUAUCAACCCAGAGAAUGAUUUUAUAAGUUUAGACGCAUCCAAGACACAAAGCAUUGUUGCUGAUUUGAUUGAAUUUAAAAAAAUUAUACACACUGUUGUAAAAGAACUUGAAAAUGCAGGAAGACCAAAGCAGGUGGAGUUUUUGAGAAAUGCCGAAACGAGGAUAAGAGAUGUUUGCGAAUCGUUGCUUACUGAUUUAACUUAUACCAUUCAUGGAUUGACCAUGAAAAUUCAUCACAAAUUGAACAAAGUUAGGCACAAGUUGAACAAGAGAUUAUGCCUGUUGAAAACGUCUGAAUCAUUGGAUGAAAAGCUGUCUCAAUCCUUAGAAGAGAAUAAUUCUUUUCUAAAGAGCUGCGAUAAAGUAUUAAACGUCACUUUAAUGCCAAAUGCACGUUCUGUGGAAACCAAAACACAGAAAAUAUCAAAUCGAAAGAUUUACCUGAAGAAUACAGGUAAAGCAGAAGCAAGCUUAUCCGAAAACUCGUCUUCUGGAUCUGAAAAUGAUUUUUCAAGAGAUUACUCUAGUGACAGUUCGAUGCCAGAUUUGAGUUAUGAUUACAAUAAAACAAUUGAUUUUUGGAAAAAGAAACCAAAGGUUCGACGAGAAGAUAAAGACACUAAACAAACGUCUGGGAAAAUUCUGUCAGAGAAUGGCACAAAACAGGGUAGAAAGAAGAGAACCAAGACUAUGAAAUCAAGCAAAGAUUCUCAGAGCUGGAAAAAUUCUAUGAUGGAAUUACUAGCACCAGCAGAAACUUGUCCUUUAAGCCAAGACCCUUGGGUUGAAUUAGAAUCUAUUUGCGAAAAAACUGAGAAGCUUGAAGUACCAAAUACAAAAGAAAAACCGUUGUAUUCAACGAUUUUAAAAUCAACUAGUAAUGCUAUACCAUCUGAGCAGGGAAACUUGGAUGAGGAAAAACCACACAGCGUCAAGUUUCCAAGCAAGGUGAACGCUAAAGAAAAGAACAACUUGAGCGAGACAAAGCACGAUGUCACUCCAAGUGAAAGCGACAUUAAUGUUGUACAGAACGUCAAGAUUAUGAAAGAGCAGUGGAAUGCUAACGUUCGCCAGUCAGUUGUACAACAUGACGUGGCGCCAGGAUUCCAAGAAUCUCCAUUACGCAAAGAAAUUUCAGAAGAGGUAUAUGAAGGAAAGUUGUUAAAAAAUGAAGCGAAAAUUCCUUCAUCUAAAGGGUCUCUCAAACGCUGUCGGAAGGGUGAAAAAUGUCCCAAUGAUUCCACUACAUCAACUGAAUCUACAUCAACUGAAUCGAAGAAAAAAUUGGUAUCUAAUGAUGAAAACAAAAAUGAUAACAAAAAACGCAAGAAGAGUCGCGGUAAAAAGUGGAUAAAAACACAGAACAAUUAUGAUACUGAAGAUUUAAGAAAAGUCAAGUAUAACGACAAAACUUUACCGCCUCCAAAGACGGGCUCUGCGAAAACUCAAAAAGAUUCGAAAAAGCAAAACGCCAAUCAAAAGACUAGUGGUCAGUUGUCGGGUGAUUGGCAGCUCCAAAGAUCUCAUGCUCGGGAGAUGCAUCGCGAUGGUAAUCAUCGGUCUGAAUGGUUCUUCGAGCGUGCUUCUUCGCGUCAGGAUGCUCGAGAGAAGGUUGUUGCGAAAGUUGGUUUUAAUUGUUAUCGACCAGACAAAUGUCGAUCGAAUUCCAAAGAACGAAUACAUGACGAAGAGUCUUAUGAUUACUGGGUACUGCCAAAGGAGAAGAGAGAUCGAAAGCAUCGGGAUGGCCGUGCCGGUUUCACAGCCAAAAAGAUGGUCAAGAUGCCUCAUCGAAAAAAUAUAAUGCAAACGAAACGCCAUUGACUUAUCAAGUCUAAGAAAAACUAAAUGCACAUAAUACACCUUCUUUAACUCUUGAUUAAAAAUUCGUACUUUAAAAUCCGUACAGAUAUUUUAUUCUAGUAAGCGUUCAAACAUAUGGCUGUUAUUAUAAAAUAAGUAAGAAAAUAGAUACUUAG